This is a messenger RNA of Cariama cristata (Red-legged seriema), 633 nucleotides long. It is a transcript of the gene VASH2, whose product is annotated as vasohibin 2. The annotation marks the transcript as partial. The transcript is spliced from 4 exons. NCBI's taxonomy places the organism in Eukaryota, Metazoa, Chordata, Aves, Cariamiformes, Cariamidae. Gene Ontology annotation, biological process: regulation of angiogenesis. Gene Ontology annotation, cellular component: cytoplasm. The record is from RefSeq and is a predicted model, not a curated record.
UCAGUGCCGCCGGUGCCAAACUACAAGCUCUCCAUGUCGAUCCCAGAAUGGCUGCAGGCAAUACAGACCUACAUGAAGAUGCUGCAAUACAAUCACACAGGAACACAGUUCUUCGAGAUUAGAAAAACGAGACCUCUCAGUGGGUUAAUGGAGACAGCAAAAGAAAUGACCAGGGAGUCCUUACCUAUCAAAUGCCUUGAAGCAGUUAUCCUGGGGAUAUACUUAACGAAUGGGCAGCCCUCUGUGGAACGAUUCCCCAUCAGCUUUAAAACCCACUUCUCAGGGAACUAUUUUCAUCAUGUGGUGCUUGGGAUUUACUGCAAUGGCCGGUAUGGUUCGCUCGGCCUGAGCAGCAAUGGCCGGUACGGUUCGCUCGGCAUGAGCAGACGAUCAGAUCUGAUGGACAAACCUCUAACUUAUCGAAAUCUGAGCGACCUCAUCUUUGAAUUUGAAGACUCCUAUAAAAAGUACUUGCAUUCAGUCAAAAAAGUAAAAAUUGGAUUAUACGUCCCUCAUGAGCUGCACAGCUUUCAGCCCAUCGAGUGGAAACAGCUGGUCCUCAAUGUAUCCAAGAUGAUGCGCACAGAAGUCAAGAAGGAGCUGGAGAAGUUUGCCAGGGAUAUGAGGAUGAAG